This is a messenger RNA of Dendronephthya gigantea, 972 nucleotides long. Its product is annotated as ADP-ribosylation factor 4-like. Gene Ontology annotation, biological process: intracellular protein transport; vesicle-mediated transport. The record is from RefSeq and is a predicted model, not a curated record. Gene Ontology annotation, cellular component: cytoplasm. Gene Ontology annotation, molecular function: GTPase activity; GTP binding. Lineage: Eukaryota; Metazoa; Cnidaria; Anthozoa; Malacalcyonacea; Nephtheidae. The transcript is spliced from 6 exons. Bases 148 to 687 code for a protein of 179 amino acids.
CCCACGUGAUCAGUCGAAGUGUUCUUUGAUUCUUGACGUGGCUGUUCUAAAAAGAGUGAUUGUUAACUUACAAUAUCUAAAUUAUUUUUUCAAUUCUCAGCGAAUUCUUCCUAAAUAUUGGGAAAGAUCAACCAUUAGGAGUAAGACAUGGGAUUAACUUUUUCAAAUUUGUUUAACAAUUUAUUUGGGCAGAAACAGAGCCGAAUUCUUAUGGUUGGUCUUGAUGCAGCUGGAAAGACAACAAUUUUAUAUAAACUAAAAUUAGGAGAGGUUGUUACCACUAUUCCAACUAUUGGUUUUAAUGUAGAGACAGUGGAAUAUAAAAAUAUUAGUUUUACAGUCUGGGAUGUUGGUGGACAGGACAAAAUCCGUCCAUUGUGGAGACAUUAUUUUGCUAAUACACAGGGCCUUAUAUUUGUUGUUGAUAGCAAUGACCGUGAAAGAAUAAAUGAAGCUGCAGAUGAGCUAAGCAGAAUGUUAGAGGAGGAGGAACUAAAAGAUGCAGUUCUGUUGGUUUUUGCCAACAAACAAGAUUUACCAAAUGCUUUUAGUGCAUCAGAACUGACAGAGAGAUUAAAACUCAAUCAAGUGAAGAGGAAUUGGUAUAUCCAAACAUGUGUUGCAACAGAAGGAACUGGUCUAUAUGAAGGACUAGACUGGCUUUCACAAAAACUAUCAUCAGUAUAAAUAGACUGGCAAUGAUCAGAAUGUAAAGUGUUAACAUGGAUGUUUGUUUCUAAGAAUAUAUAUACAUACUAAUUAAUUUUAUACAAAAAGCAAGUAGAGAUCUGGACACAACAGUAAUUUUGAACAAACUCAGUAGGGCAUUGACACAAAACAUGUAAAGGUUGUGACAUGUUUAACACUGGUCAGAUGAAUGGUCAAACAUAUGGGUAUCACAUUUGAAACCAUCUUAUGCCAGGUCAUUUUCUGUACAAGUUGUUGGUAUAAAUUUCCUUUUAUGUUGCCUUU